Messenger RNA from Onychostoma macrolepis, 1212 nucleotides. RefSeq lists its product as uncharacterized. The transcript is spliced from 2 exons. Bases 1 to 1212 code for a protein of 403 amino acids. Lineage: Eukaryota; Metazoa; Chordata; Actinopteri; Cypriniformes; Cyprinidae. The record is from RefSeq and is a predicted model, not a curated record.
AUGGUGGAUCAGGGGAGUCCGGCGGCCAUGGCGGAUCACAGGACUCCGGAGGCCAUGGUGGAUCAGGGGACUCUGGAGGCCAUGGUGGAUCAGGGGACUCUGGAGGCCAUGGUGGAUCAGGGGACUCUGGAGGCCAUGGUGGAUCAGGGGACUCUGGAGGCCAUGGUGGAUCAGGGGACUCUGGAGGCCAUGGUGGAUCAGGGGACUCUGGAGGCCAUGGUGGAUCAGGGGACUCUGGAGGCCAUGGUGGAUCAGGGGACUCUGGAGGCCAUGGUGGAUCAGGGGACUCUGGAGGCCAUGGUGGAUCAGGGGACUCUGGAGGCCAUGGUGGAUCAGGGGACUCUGGAGGCCAUGGUGGAUCAGGGGACUCUGGAGGCCAUGGUGGAUCAGGGGACUCUGGAGGCCAUGGUGGAUCAGGGGACUCUGGAGGCCAUGGUGGAUCAGGGGACUCUGGAGGCCAUGGUGGAUCAGGGGACUCUGGAGGCCAUGGUGGAUCAGGGGACUCUGGAGGCCAUGGUGGAUCAGGGGACUCUGGAGGCCAUGGUGGAUCAGGGGACUCUGGAGGCCAUGGUGGAUCAGGGGACUCUGGAGGCCAUGGUGGAUCAGGGGACUCUGGAGGCCAUGGUGGAUCAGGGGACUCUGGAGGCCAUGGUGGAUCAGGGGACUCUGGAGGCCAUGGUGGAUCAGGGGACUCUGGAGGCCAUGGUGGAUCAGGGGACUCUGGAGGCCAUGGUGGAUCAGGGGACUCUGGAGGCCAUGGUGGAUCAGGGGACUCUGGAGGCCAUGGUGGAUCAGGGGACUCUGGAGGCCAUGGUGGAUCAGGGGACUCUGGAGGCCAUGGUGGAUCAGGGGACUCUGGAGGCCAUGGUGGAUCAGGGGACUCUGGAGGCCAUGGUGGAUCAGGGGACUCUGGAGGCCAUGGUGGAUCAGGGGACUCUGGAGGCCAUGGUGGAUCAGGGGACUCUGGAGGCCAUGGUGGAUCAGGGGACUCUGGAGGCCAUGGUGGAUCAGGGGACUCUGGAGGCCAUGGUGGAUCAGGGGACUCUGGAGGCCAUGGUGGAUCAGGGGACUCUGGAGGCCAUGGUGGAUCAGGGGACUCUGGAGGCCAUGGUGGAUCAGGGGACUCUGGAGGCCAUGGUGGAUCACAGGACUCCGGAGGCCAUGGUGGAUCAGGGGACUCUGGAGGCCAUGUCUGAGAAGAACUCCUGUUGA